Molecule: messenger RNA, 2154 nt
Organism: Zophobas morio
Lineage: Eukaryota; Metazoa; Arthropoda; Insecta; Coleoptera; Tenebrionidae
Product: mRNA-capping enzyme
Exons: 7
Coding region: 239-1990 (583 amino acids)
Biological process (GO): protein dephosphorylation; 7-methylguanosine mRNA capping
Molecular function (GO): mRNA 5'-triphosphate monophosphatase activity; ATP binding; protein tyrosine/serine/threonine phosphatase activity
Source: RefSeq, a predicted model, not a curated record
CAAACGUCAACCAGUCCCAGCCAGUCAAACGUCAUUUCAUGGUCGUUUCCCAGCUUUCCACAACAAACCAAUAUGUGCGUAUUUCCCCGUAAAUGAAUGAAAACGGCCGCCUCGCUCCAUGUGAAACCUCUCUCGAAGGCAACGUGCGUUUUUCGCGGUAGCACCCGCUCCCCCGCCUCACCGUACCGAUUUUCUCGACCCUAACCUCACUUCGCCCGACUCGUGAAAAUCGACAAAGAUGAGCCGCCGACCCCCAGGCCCCGUGCCCAACCGCUGGAUGCACUGCCCCCGCAAAGCCGCCGACCUCAUCAUGGGCCACUUCAUGGCGUUCAAGACUCCGCUGAGCGAAGACUACGACAGUGUGGUGCCCCCAGAAUGCAGAUUCCCCCCGCGGAUGCUGUUCGACUUGUGCAGGACUAAGAAGAUUAAAUUCGGCUUGUGGGUGGACUUGACAAACACGACAAGGUUCUACGAUCGGAGCGAAGUGGAUACCGAUGGAUGUAAGUAUAUAAAGUUGCAGUGCCGGGGUCACGGGGAGACGCCCUCCAGGGAUCAAACAAACACGUUUAUCCAAUUGGUGCAUAAUUUUAUCACACACCAUCCAUUAGAGAAAGUUGCGGUGCAUUGCACUCACGGAUUUAACAGAACGGGAUUUUUGAUUGUCUCGUAUUUGGUGGAGAAAAUGGACAUGGAGUUGGAGUUGGCGAUCGAGACCUUCGCGAAGAUGAGGCCUCCGGGAAUUUAUAAAUCCGACUAUCUGACAGAGUUGUAUAGUCGAUACGACGACGUCGCCGACACUCCCCCAGCCCCGAAUUUACCCGAUUGGUGCUUCGAGAACAAAGAAGGCGAAUCUCCGCAGCAGAAUAGCUACGAAGAACCCGCUUCCUCGUCAAAUUACGGGUCAUCCAGGAGAGGUUCGAAGAAGGCGGCCUUCAUGGAGGGGGUCCCGGGCGUGACCUUCUUCUCCGAGCAACCCAAGUCCUUCCACGUCCAGAAAAAGGUGCAGAUUAUGUGCGAAUGGAAGAAGAAGAAUUUUCCUGGGUGCCAGCCCGUGUCCAUGGACAUCCACAAUAUCACCCUUUUGCACCAGAAGCCGUACAGAGUGUCGUGGAAGGCCGACGGGAUGCGCUACAUGAUGCUCAUAGAUGGCGCUGACGAAGUUUACUUUUUUGACCGGGACCAUAACCCGUUCAAGGUCCGGGGUUUGACGUUUCCGCACCGGAAGGAUCUGCGGAGGCACCUGAAGGAUACUCUUCUAGACGGGGAGAUGGUGAUUGACAAGGUCAACGGCGAAGACAUCCCCCGUUUUCUAGUUUAUGAUAUAGUGAAGUUCGAGGGGCAAGACGUCGGUAAAAUGCCCUUCCACCCCACACGUCUGCACUGCAUAGAAAAUGAGAUCAUUAAACCGAGGUACAUGGCCAUGGAGAACGGUCUCAUCAACAAGACCUCCGAGCCGUUCAGCGUGCGCAAGAAGGACUUCUGGGAGAUAACGCAAGCCACCAGCUUGCUGGGGGAAAAAUUCGCUCGAACUUUAUCCCACGAACCCGACGGCUUGAUCUUCCAGCCGGCGAAGGAGCCCUACGUGGCCGGUCGCUGCGACGAGGUGCUCAAAUGGAAGCCUCUGGACAUGAAUUCGGUCGACUUUAGGCUAAAAAUCGUGAAAGAGGAGGGCGAAGGGAUCGUCUCCCGGAAGGUGGGAUUCCUGUACGUGGGGCAGUUGGACGCGCCCUUCGCGAAAAUGAAGUACACCAAGGCGAUGAAGGACUUGGAUAAUAAGAUAAUCGAGUGCAAGUUCGAGGAGAACCAGUGGAAGUUUAUGAGAGAGAGGACUGAUAAGUCGUAUCCGAAUAGUUUUAAUACUGCCAAAGCUGUUUGCGGGAGUAUUCAGAAUCCGAUUACUAAGGAGAAACUGCUGGAUUAUAUCGAGAGGUAUAGGUUUGACGACGAUAGUGAGAUGAUGCCGCCACCUGGAAAGAGGAUAAGGAGAUGAUUGCUUGGUUUUUUUAAAUAUGAAAUGUUGGUUUAUUUGCGUAAAUAUUUUUUUAUGAUAUACAAGAGAUGAUAGGUGGAUCAUAUCGAGCUCACUCAGUUUUUAAACUUGGUAAUUGCUGUUAUAAUUUUAAUUUAUUUAUAAGAAUAAAUUAAUAAUGAAAA